AUGCUGGAGUCCGAGCCGGAACUGGAACAGCACUGCCAGCAGGCAGCGGCGGAGGCUCCCGGCUCUCCCGCAGCAAUUGCAGCAGCAGAAGCAGCAGCAGAAGCAGCAGCAGAAGCAGCAGCAGAAGCAGCAGCAGAAGAGGCAGCAGCCCCACCGAACGAGAGCAGCAACGAGAACAGCAGCAGCAAACUGUCCAAAAAUGCCCUGCGGAAGCUGCGGGCGCAGGAGCGGCUGCAGCAAAUGAAAGAGCGGCGGCGGUCGCUGCGUUCUGCUGCGAAGCGCCGCAAGAAGUGCGCGCGGCGCGAAGCAGCAGCAGCAGCAGCAGCAGCAGCAGCAGCAGCAGGAUCGGGCGAGCGCGAGGAGCCGCUGCCGCCGCAAGACUGCAGCAGCAGCAGCAGCAGCAGCAGCAGCAGCAGCCCGGGCGUGCGGCUGCGGCUGUGCAUUGACUGCGACUUCGAGGAGCAGCAAACGGACUCGGAGAUUUAUUCUCUGGUGCAGCAGCUGAUGUACACUUACGGAGAAGCAAAAAGAAUAAAUCGGCAGCAAAACAAAAAAGCAGCACUGCAGCGCCGCCGGUGCAGCGGCUGCAGCAACACAGACAAACAGCUGCUGCAACAGCCAGCAGCAGACGCUGCAGCAGCAGCAGGAGCAGCAGCAGCGGAUUCCGCUGCUGCUGCGCCGCACAGCGCCGCAGCAGCAGCAGCAGCAGCAGCAGCGGAUUCUGCUGCUGCUGCGCCGCCCAGCGCCGCAGCAGCAGCGGAUUCUGCUGCUGCUGCGCCGGCGGGCAGCAGCAGCAGCAGCUCCAGCACGAUGUGCUGCGGGAGCACCAGCAGCACCUGCGCCAGCCCCAGCAGCAGCAGCAGCAGCGGCAGCAGCAGCAGUUUCGCGGCUUCGAGCAGCAGCAGCACUGCCGACCCCAGCAGCAGCUCCCCCCCCUCCCCCAGCAGCAGCAGCAGCAGCAGCAGCUCCCCC
This is a messenger RNA of Eimeria necatrix, 972 nucleotides long. RefSeq names its product tRNA (guanine-N1)-methyltransferase, putative. Gene Ontology annotation, molecular function: tRNA binding. Gene Ontology annotation, biological process: tRNA N1-guanine methylation. The record is from RefSeq and is a predicted model, not a curated record. Gene Ontology annotation, cellular component: nucleus. Lineage: Eukaryota; Apicomplexa; Conoidasida; Eucoccidiorida; Eimeriidae. The transcript has a single exon. The annotation marks the transcript as partial.